Molecule: messenger RNA, 684 nt
Organism: Onthophagus taurus
Lineage: Eukaryota; Metazoa; Arthropoda; Insecta; Coleoptera; Scarabaeidae
Source: RefSeq, a predicted model, not a curated record
GACAGACGUUUCAGAAUCCCGUCAAUCAGUGUCAUUCGUCCUUUCUCAAAAUUUGAUUUGGAUUUGGAUAAGGCACCGUGGCCCCACAACAAAAAACCUCGAUGAAUAUGAAUUCGUAAAAUGACCAGUGAGAGUACACCGGUUACAGACGAAGACCUCUUCAAUCAAUGUCUCGACAACUUUUAUACCACCGCAAGCAUUCAAGGCCGUGUAGCCUAUUUGCUUAUGUCCGUUUAUGCAGUCAAUCCCAAUAUUUGGCACAGAUUUACAUUAUACAAUCCAUCACACAUUCUCUUCAGCAACAUGAUUUAUGGAGCUGCGGUUCACAUUUAUUCAAGACCAGCUAUGAGACCAAUAAGUGGAGGUAACAGAAUUGUUUUUAGUAUUCUAGGUUCAAUGAUGUUUAAUUAUUCUUCGAUGCUAGUCUUUGAAUUUUUAAAAGAAAAAUUGGAUCAUCGACCGAUAUUAUUAACAUUAUUGGGCUUCAUAUGCGGCCGAAUGAUGAUGCUCCAUUUUCUUUCCUAUCUUUACCAUGUGGAUCGUAUAAGUCGCGUGGAUAGGAAUUUUCGAAGAAAUCCCGCUUUCGAUAGUAUGUACUCCUAGUAAUGUGAAAUGUAAAUGUGGAGAGUAUUGUUUUUGACGAAAAAAUAUAACUGUGUCUAUUAAAAUGUUCCAAUUGGGAAA